GGAACAGCGACCGACUUGGUCGUAAGCCUUCACCUCCUCCUCUUUCAACGCUUGAACGGCCUCAAAGUGCGAUUAUACGAAGAUGUCGACAGAAGAACUACGGACGGACGCGCAACAUGAAGACAAUGGCAUGCAACAAGACACGCCAACUGGCCCAGGAACGAAUCGCAAGCGUCCAAGGAUAGAUCUGACCUUGGAGCCUCGUGAACGUAAACGAGGCAAGACUAUGUUCGGACUUGUUCUCGGCACGCUGAACAAGGCCAGGACUGAGGAUAAAGAGCGAAAUGCCAGCGAUGCGGCGAAGAAGAGACAGUUGAUCGAACAGAGGUUACAGGAUAAGCUACGAAAAGAAACUGAUUCUGUCAGGAGAGCUGAAGAGGCCAAAAAGGACAAGACCUCGGCGAACAGGAAAGAAGAGGAGCUACAGCUGAAGGAUUCUAUACACAAGCUGAGGCGAAAACGACUACCAGUCCUUGCUAAUUUCCUAUCUACCGCCGAUCGUAUACCAUCGUCCCUUGAAGACAUCGACUCGCAAACUCCAAUGAGUACCCUUCUCGCUCAACACCCUCGUUCUCACCCACCAUCGCUCUACUAUCUUCCCGCGAUUCUCACGCCAGCCCAAGACGCAUUCUUGAAGCGUCGUAAAGCUGAGGUCCAAGAAGCAGCGGAGAAGGAAUGGGAAUCUUUCAAGGAGGAACGCAAGACAGGUAUUGAAGAAAUCACUCAAUUGCGCCAACGCGUCGCCGAAGAGGAAGCCCGCAAAAAGUCCGAACAGCAAACAACGACGUCUGAACAACCGUCACAGUCGCAGCAAGAGUCAAAUCGUGACGCUGAUGGUGGCGGCGCAGGGGAGGACGUUAAAAUGGCUGAGACGGAGUCACCUAGCAAGGAGGCUCCUGCAUCUGAGCCUACAUCUGCACCUGCGCCUGGUCCUACGGAGUCACAACCACCCCCGACUACGAACGGCGAUAAACCCGCCGAAGCAGAUAAGAAAGAUGAAGAAGAAGACGGGCCUCCAGGGUUGUCACCACCGAAAGAGAAUCUUGCUAUGGACGUGGAUGACAACGCCGCUAAAGUGGCAAAAGUGGAGGAGAAAGCCAAGAGUGGUUCUGCUUCGCCAAGGAAAGAGACUCUGGCAGCGACCGCACCUGCGGCCGCGGCAACGGACGAAGACGACGCGGUGGAGUAUUGAUACUGUCCUACUUCGUGAUGGUUGUAUUAUAGGACAAGGGAGUAUACAGUGCUUUGUGCUUUUUCCGUCGUUCUGUUUCUUUUUCUUCUUCUUGUACAUACCUGCUGUUAUUUCUUGCUGUCCGAUGGAUCUAGUCCGCUUCCACAUAUGUGUCUCGCCAUUGCCAGCGUGGAGCUUGCACUCGAGUACCAUACGCUUGAACAGUCGACUAUGCUAGGGUAUAUGAGAUGCUGUACGUACGUGCGAAAAUGGGAAGGUAUUAGAUACGGUAUACAAAAGGGAGAUACGCGAAUGAAUGU
Messenger RNA from Somion occarium, 1491 nucleotides. Lineage: Eukaryota; Fungi; Basidiomycota; Agaricomycetes; Polyporales; Cerrenaceae. The record is from the annotation of a GenBank genome assembly.